AUGUUACGAUCCGACCAAACCGCGACUCUUAUAAUUAAAGAUGAUUCUGAUUCUAAUAAAAUCAGCAAACAUUCCAGUGUUAAUUUAGAAUUGAUCAAAGAUGGAUCUAAAGUAGAAAUUCUAAUUAGAAACCCGAUUGAUGCUGAAAUUAUACGCCAGUAUCCUUUAUGUAGCUGUUCGUAUUUACCAGAUUCAUCGAGUGAACAUGCUAUUUCUUUUCAUGUUAGUUCUAAACAAGAAACAGUUAUCAUUAUUGCUAAAGAUGAACGAUGUGUAAAUUUAUUUGCUUCUAUUCAAAAAUAUUUCAAUGAUUCAUCAUACAUUUCAAAAGAAGAAAAUGUAUCUAAAAUUCAGAAUGAUCUUCGAGAAAAAGUUGAACAAUUUAUCGUAGCAUUCAAUAAUGGCGAUGUCGAUACAGCUACUCGAUACGCUCAAGUUCUUGCUAAUUCUAGCAAAAAUUCAUCUAUUCAUUUUUAUCUGAAUAAAAUUGGUGAACAAGAAAAAUCAAUCACUCACAAAUUAUUAAAACUACAAAUAACGAUUGAAAGUGUAUUGGGUAAAUCUGAUAACAAUCCCUAUGAAGUAAUUAUUCGUUCACAUACAUCUUUACGUGAACUUAAACAAAAAAUAUACGAUCAAACAGGAAUUCCGAUUAACAACCAACAAUGGUUUCUUAAUCGACAAAUUCUUUCCGAUACUUACGAAUUUAUUGAUAUACCCCAAUCGAAAACUAAUAAUACAGGACUUUUUCUUUAUAUUUGUAAAUUAUAA
Molecule: messenger RNA, 771 nt
Organism: Adineta steineri
Lineage: Eukaryota; Metazoa; Rotifera; Eurotatoria; Adinetida; Adinetidae
Source: the annotation of a GenBank genome assembly